Hordeum vulgare subsp. vulgare (domesticated barley) is the source of this 2324-nucleotide messenger RNA. Its product is annotated as protein LOW PHOTOSYNTHETIC EFFICIENCY 1, chloroplastic-like. The transcript has a single exon. Lineage: Eukaryota; Viridiplantae; Streptophyta; Magnoliopsida; Poales; Poaceae. The record is from RefSeq and is a predicted model, not a curated record. Gene Ontology annotation, molecular function: protein binding. The coding region runs from base 65 to 1951 and encodes 628 amino acids.
CGUGGGAGCCCUCUAGACCAUCCGCUGUCACCAACGGCCGGGCACUGCGGCGGGAACCAGCCAAAUGGCUUCCUCCCUCGCCGUCUUUCACCCCGCCGGCCACCUUCCCUCUCCCCGCCGUCCACAAAACCCAACAUGCCCGCGCGCCUCCCUGAAGCUCCUCCGGCCGCCGGCUUCCCCGCCGCCUCGGCGCUCCCGCGGGUUCGCCGCCGAGUCCGCAGCCGUCAGCGGCGGCGGCGGCGGCAGGAGGAGGGGAGGGCCCGUCGAUGUCGUCGCUGUCGCCGCGGCGCUACGCGACGCGAAGACGGCCGAAGAUGUGAAGCUUUCGGUGGAGGGCUUCCUCGGCGGCGGCGGCGACGACGACGGCGAGCACCUGCCCCUCCAGGUAUACACCUCGGUGAUUCGGGGGCUUGGGAAGGAGAAGCGCCUCGACGCCGCCUUCGCCGUCGUGGAGCAUCUCAAAGCAAGUGGAGACGGCAGCACCCUCAACCAGUUCGUGUACAACUGCCUGCUGGGCGCGGUGAAGAACUCCGGGGAAUUCGGGAGGAUUCAGGAUGUCCUCGCGGACAUGGAAGCGCAGGGUAUCUCCCCAAACAUAGUGACCUUCAACACCCUGAUGUCCGUCUACGUCGAGCAAGGCAAGAUCGAGGAGGUCUUGAGGGUGUACGACGACAUCGAGGGCCGCGGGCUGGUGCCGACCGCCGCGACGUACUCGACGGUCAUGUCGGCCUACAAGAGCGCCGGGGACGGGUUCGCCGCGCUCAAGUUCUUCGUCAAGCUCAGGGAGAGGCACAAGAAUGGCGAGCUCGCGGGGAGCCCCGCGGACUGGGAGCAAGAAUUUGUCAAGUAUGAGAAGCUGGCCGUCCGCGUGUGUCACAUGGCGAUGCGGCGGUCGCUUGCUGGAAGUGCAAACAACCCAGCCGGUGCGGCAUUGAAGGUCCUUCUCGCCAUGGACGAAGCAGGGGUGAAGCCGGACAGGAGCUACUACGAGCGCCUCGUCUGGGCCUGCACGGGAGAGGAGCACUACACCAUUGCCAAGGAGCUGUACCAGAGGAUCCGCGAGCGCGACGAUGGGGAGAUGAUAAGCUUGUCAGUGUGCAACCAUCUGAUCUGGCUCAUGGGCAGGGCCAAGAAGUGGUGGGCGGCUCUGGAGAUCUACGAGGAUCUGCUGGAGAAAGGCCCGAAGCCGAACAAUUUGUCACAGGAGCUCAUACGGUCACAUUUCAACGUGCUGCUCAACGCUGCCAAGAGGAGGGGCAUCUGGAGGUGGGCUGUGAGUCUGCUCGAGAAGAUGCAGGAGAAGGGCCUGGAGCCGGGAAGCCGAGAGUGGAACGCCGUGCUCCUCGCCUGCUCCAGAGCGGCGGAAUCGUCCGCCGCAGUGGACACGUUCAAGAGGAUGAUAGACCGGGGGCUGAAGCCAGACGUGGUCUCCUAUGGAGCAUUGCUCAGCGCACUUGAGAAGGGCAGGCUCUACGACGAGGCGCUGAGGGUCUGGGAGCACAUGCGCAAGGUCGGCGUCGAUCCGAACCUGCACGCGUACACGAUCCUGGCGUCGAUUUACGCCGGCAAGGGCGACCAUGGUAAGGCAGACGCUGUGCUUCGGGACAUGCUGUCCGCGAAGAUAGAGCCGACCGUCGUGACCUUCAACGCGAUCAUCACCGCCUGUUGGAGGGGCGGCGAGGGCGGCGCGGCGUUCGAGUGGUUCCACAGGAUGAAAAUGCACAAGGUUGAGCCGGAUGAGGUGACAUAUCAGAUGUUGAUCCAGGCUCUGGUGCAAGACGGUAAACCGAAGCUUGCCUAUGAGAUGUACAUCAGAGCCUCCAACCAAGGGCUCAAGCUCUCUUCAAAAUCGUAUGACACCGUCGUGGAGGCAUGCCAAGAUUAUGCUUCUGUUAUUGAUCUCAGUAGCCUGGGUCCUCGCCCUGCAAUGAGAGUGGAUCCAUCGAGAUAAACGACGACUUUCAAAGAACUUCUUGUGUCGAGGGGAUAAUCCCUUGCAGCAUCGAGCAUUUUGGUGUCACUGGAAUCUGUGUUUUGUACAGAAACAAAAAGGAAAAAAACACAUCUUUUGACCGGAAGCAGCAGGAGUUUUUCUUUUGCAUGUUACAAGAGGGAAAAUGUUAUUCAUCUUACGGAGGGUAGGCCACAGUAACCCCCCGGGGACAACACGCGUGCUAGCACGCCCACACAGACUCAAUUUAGUUAACAGUUUUGCUAAUUCUCAAUUUAGUGUACAAGAGGGAGACUUCGUUAUGUUUCAGUUGUAACACCUUCAUCUAGCAUUGUUGAUUUGUACAAAAUAUUAUUUUCAGUUUUUUUUGUUA